UAACUCUAAUAGUUGAAACCUACUCAAUUAUGAAGUUAUCGAUUUCCCUCAACACUGUAGUUGCAGUGAUGGCUACUGUCGGCAUGGCAGAUGCCCUCACUCUUCCUAAAUUUAACGAUCUUGCUGGUAUGCAACAAACUCUUGGACUUGGAAACAUGAUGGAAUCCUUGGACAUUGGUCGCAAUGCUGUUGUUGAGACCAUUGCUAAGUACAUUAACCAACCUAUUGAAACUGUUACUCCUGAAACUACCAGUCUCUGGAACUCAAUGAUGAACCAAUUCCCUGAAACUAUUGCCAAAAUGAACUUUAAGAUUUCUCCAAAUAAGUUUAAGAAGAUGGCUGCUUCCAAGUAUGACUUCCAUGUUUCCGAUGCCAAGCAUCCUAACCAUGAAUUGAGAGUCAAAUCUACUCCUAGAGACCUUGGUGUUGACAGUGUUAAGCAAUACACUGGUUAUCUUGAUGUUAAAGAUGAAGACAAGCAUUUCUUUUAUUGGUUUUUCGAAUCCAGAAAUGACCCAAAGAAUGACCCAGUUAUUCUUUGGUUGAAUGGUGGUCCAGGUUGUUCUUCUCUUACUGGUUUAUUUUUCGAAUUGGGAUCUUCAUCCAUUGGUCCUGGUUUAAAGCCAAUCUACAACCCACAUUCUUGGAAUAACAAUGCUUCUGUUAUUUAUUUGGAUCAACCAGUCAAUGUUGGUUACUCUUACUCUGGUUCUGCUUCUGUCACUGACACUGUUGCUGCAGGUAAGGAUGUCUAUGCCUUUUUAGAAUUGUUCUUUAAACAAUUCCCUCAAUAUAACAAGAAUCAAAAAUUCCAUAUUGCUGGUGAAUCUUAUGCUGGUCACUAUAUUCCAGUUUUUGCCACCGAAAUUUUGAGUCAUGAUGAUCGUUCAUUCGACCUUGCUUCUGUUCUUAUUGGUAACGGUUUAACUGACCCAUUGACUCAAUACAAAUACUACGAACCAAUGGCAUGUGGUGAAGGUGGUGAACCAUCUGUUUUGGAACCAGAAGAAUGUGAAGCCAUGCUUGAUUCCACUCCAAGAUGUUUAUCUUUGAUUGAAUCUUGUUAUGAAACCGGUUCUGUUUGGUCUUGUGUUCCAGCAACCAUUUACUGUAACAAUGGUCAAAUGGGUCCUUACCAAAAGACUGGACGUAAUGUUUAUGAUAUUAGAACAAUGUGUGAAGGUAGUUCCUUAUGCUACAAGGGUCUUGAAUACAUUGACAGUUACUUGAAUGAAAAGGAAGUUCAAGAAAAGAUUGGUGCUGAAGUUGAAGAAUAUCAAUCUUGUAACUUUGAUGUCAAUAGAAACUUUAUGUUUGCUGGUGAUUGGAUGAAACCAUACCACAAGGCUGUUAUUGAACUUUUAGAAAAGGGUCUCCCAGUUUUGAUUUAUGCUGGUGACAAGGAUUUUAUUUGUAACUGGUUAGGUAACCAAGCUUGGGCUAACGAUUUAGAUUGGUCUGGUCAUGAUGAAUUUGCCAAGCAACCAGUUAGAAAGUGGAAGGCUGGUAAGACCCAUGCUGGUGAUGUUAAGAACUACGAAAACUUUACCUUUUUAAGAGUCUUUGGUGCUGGUCAUAUGGUUCCAUAUGAUCAACCAGAAAACUCUUUAGACAUGGUUAACAGAUGGAUUGCUGGUGACUACAAAUUCUAAGGUAAAGAUUGCUGAGAAUUAUUAAGUGCAAAUUUCUUUUAUGAUAAAAAAAAAAAAUAAGACUAAGAGAAAUAUAACAUAAACAUUC
Messenger RNA from [Candida] anglica, 1740 nucleotides. Lineage: Eukaryota; Fungi; Ascomycota; Pichiomycetes; Serinales; Debaryomycetaceae. The record is from the annotation of a GenBank genome assembly.